This is a messenger RNA of Staurois parvus, 1313 nucleotides long. The record is from the annotation of a GenBank genome assembly. Lineage: Eukaryota; Metazoa; Chordata; Amphibia; Anura; Ranidae.
AUGGCGUCCUCCAAUGCGCUCAGCAAGCAGCCGCCGAUCCAGUCCACGGCCGGGGCCGUCCCUGUCCGCAAUGAGAAAGGUGAAAUUUCGAUGGAGAAGGUAAAGGUAAAAAGAUAUGUCUCUGGUAAAAGACCUGACUAUGCACCCAUGGAAUCCUCUGAUGAGGAAGAUGAGGAGUUCCAGUUCAUAAAAAAAGGGAAGGAGCAGGAGGUAGAACCGGAGGAACAGCCAGAAGAAAGCACCAGUGAUCCACGUCUGCGCCGGUUACAGAACCGCAUGAAUGAGGAUGUAGAAGAGAGGUUGGCCAGACACCGUAAGAUCGUGGAACCAGAAGUGGUGGGUGAAAGUGAGCCAGAAUCUGAACCCGGAGAGGAAUGGCGAGUUGACAGAGAGGACACCACUGAGGAGGAGGAAGAGGAGGUGGAUGAUGAGGAAAUUGAGCGUCGGCGUUCUAUGAUGCGGUUAAAAGCCCAGGAAAGGAAAAAUGAAGAAAUGGAAGUGUUGGAGGUAGAGGAUGAAUGGAAGUCUGAGGAAGAGAUGGUAUCUGAAUAUGAAGAAUACACAGAUAGUGAAGAUGAACCGGAACCAAAACUUAAACCAGUAUACAUUAGGAAGAAGGAUAGAGUAACCGUUCAAGAAAGAGAAGCUGAAGCCCAGAAACAGAAGGAGUUGGAGGUUGAAGCUAAGCGGAUGGCAGAGGAAAGACGUAAAUACACCUUAAAGAUUGUAGAGGAGGAGACAAAGAAAGAAAUAGAGGAGAACAAGAGGACUCUGGCAGCUCUGGAUGCCCUGAACACAGAUGAUGAGAAUGAUGAGGAAGAAUAUGAAGCCUGGAAGGUUCGAGAACUGAAACGCAUUAAACGUGAUCGUGAAGAAAGAGAAGCAAUGGAGAAAGAGAAGGCAGAAAUAGAACGCAUGCGUAACAUGACUGAAGAGGAGCGCCGCGCUGAACUUCGUGCCAAUGGCAAGAUAAUAACCAACAAAGCACUAAAAGGAAAAUACAAAUUCUUACAGAAAUACUACCACAGAGGAGUUUCUUCAUGGAUGAAGAUGAAGAUGUAUAUAAGAGAGACUUCAGUGCUCCCACGUUGGAAGACCACUUCAAUAAAACUAUCCUACCCAAAGUCAUGCAGGUCAAAAACUUUGGCGUUCUGGUAGAACAAAAUACACUCACUUGGUGGAUCAAGACACAACGUCAUUUGAUUCUGCGUGGGGCCAGGAGAGCGCCCAGAAUACAAAGUUCUUCAAGCAGAAGGCGGCUGGUGUGAGGGAUGUGUUCGAGAGACCUUCUGUAAAGAAAAGGAAAAGCUUAG